CAGACCCCCUGGUGUUUACCUGGCCUCCCUGGCAGUCACACAGGACCUUCUACUGCCCAGAUUCUCCUUCACGCACGGAUUAUGUUUAUCUGUGACCAUGCUCCUACAAGCUCCUGGCCUCCUGCACCUCCUGCUGGUGAUAGGCACAGGGGGUUCGGUGCCCACCCCCCAGGCGCUGCCCCAGGGCUGCUACAUGGCCGAAGAAGCUAGCGACCAGACAUUCCGCUGCAGCCGGGCUGGCCUGAGUGCCGUACCCGACGGCAUCCCCAACGGCACCCGAAAGCUUUACCUGGAUGCCAACCAGCUGGCAUCCGUGCCAGCUGGUGCCUUCCAGCACCUGCCUUUCCUGGAAGAAUUAGACCUGUCUCAUAAUGUCCUUGUCCACCUCUCAGGAGCUGCUUUCCAGGGCCUGGAGGGCACUCUGCGCCACCUUGACCUCUCCGCCAACCAGCUAGCAUCCGUGCCUGUGGCAGCCUUCGUGGGGCUGCAGAUCCAAGUGAACCUGUCCGCCAACCCAUGGCGCUGCGACUGUGCCCUACAGGAAGUGCUCAGGCAGGUGAGGUUAGCUCCAGGCUCGGGGACAGGCAUCGUGUGUGGUCCAGGAGCCCGACCAGAUCUCGUGGGACAGGAGUUCCUUCCGCUGACUAGGGAGGAAGAGCUGUGUGGCACGGGACGAGGUGGGACCCGAAGGAACACCGAUGUGGCCCUGCUAGUCACCAUGGGAGGCUGGCUGACACUGGUAGUGGCCUAUCUGAUCCACUAUGUGUGGCAGAACCGCGAUGUGACCCGGCGCCCCGUCAAGCGGGCUCCUGUGCAGCCCGUGCGCUCCGAGGACUCCUCCACCGUCAGCACAGUGCUCUGAGGACCAGGAGCACUCUGCGCUCUUGGCCCUAACCUUUCCUCUUCUCCCACAUCCUCCGCCCCAUCUGCCCACUCUCCCAGCCUGCCUCCCUCACUACCUUCUCGGCUCCACGCUUAUUCUCUUGCUCUCUCGUUCUUUCUUCUCCAGAACACUAUCUUUGGAGCCUGGAUUUGGGGGUACCUCCUUCUAUACCUGGGUUGUGCUAGACUCAGAGAAUCCCAAGUUCCUGAAUCCACCAGGUUUGGUGGGGGCGGCAGAAAAAACAACCAUCUCAGUCUGAGGAGAUGCAGAGGGAGAAGCCAGUAGCUUAGGAACAUAGGGGAGCAGCCUGCACCUGGCUACAGGUGACCCCAGAGGCCUCACCAUACAGAUGUAGGUAAUGAUGCUAGAAAAGUGACAGCUUGGAGGGGGGCUAGGGAGAUGUUUCAGUCAGUGAAGUAUCUGUCCUGCAGGCCUAAGGACUUGAGCUCAGAUCUCUAGUACAGGGGACAG
Peromyscus maniculatus bairdii (prairie deer mouse) is the source of this 1354-nucleotide messenger RNA. It is a transcript of the gene Lrrc3c, whose product is annotated as leucine rich repeat containing 3C. The record is from RefSeq and is a predicted model, not a curated record. Lineage: Eukaryota; Metazoa; Chordata; Mammalia; Rodentia; Cricetidae. Gene Ontology annotation, molecular function: protein binding. Gene Ontology annotation, cellular component: plasma membrane.